GAGGCUUUGUGGAGGACUUUUGGUCAAACUCUCCUUCUCCUUUUGUAUUAGUUAUGAUCAAUAAAUAGAUCGACUUUCAUCAAUUAGAACAAGGAGGUGGCCAGUUCCCUUGUGGAAGAUGACAGAAUUGGUGGUUCUUGUGAUCCUCUUAAUGAUCUCUAAUCUUGGAACUUCACAGUCGAACAACAACAAUACGAAUACUACAAACACACCCAUUAGAUUAUCCUGCGGUAUUAACCCUGUGACGUCUUCAUCAAGCCUUUUCAGUAGCCUUGAUUCUACGAUUACUGAGCUCAGAAGCCAAUUGUGGAAUAAAGAUGUAUAUUUUGCUCGAGCACAUGAUCUGAGGAGCCUGGACUUGGUGUAUGGAUUAGCCCAGUGUAGGAACUACCUUUCCGCAGCCCAGUGUGUUACUUGCUUUGAUGCCGCAGUAUCUGCAAUCAAAACCUGCUCUUCUGUUACUGGUGCUUACGUUUUUCUCGACAACUGCUUUCUCAGGUUCGAAAACUAUCCUGAAUUUUACGAAGAUCCCCAAGCAAAGAUGGAUGUUAAGAUAGCUCCAACCCUGAUAUGUGGCAAUCAAUUAGCAUCUGAGACAACAAUUUUUAACCAAAUAGUAGGAGAGCUGUUAUCAGAUAUUCGGGUUGCUACUCCAAGAACCUCAAAUUUCUAUGUAGCAUCCACAAAGCGACUCCCAAGUGGCAAUACAACAAUAUAUGCAAUUGCACAGUGUGUUGAAAGCGUGACUCAGCCCAUUUGCGAACAAUGCAUGAAUAUAUCAUAUAACAAUCUCAACAGUUGUCCACCAAGUAAAGAAGGAAGGACGCUUGACUUUGGGUGCUUUCUGAGGUAUUCUCAGACUCCAUUUUUUCAAGAUAACCAGACAACCAACAUCAUACAUUUCCUAAGUAAAGGGAGUUCAAGAAAAUUAGGUAUGAUAAUCGGAGCAAGUGUUGGUGUAGGUAUCAUUUUGCUUAUCAUUGCUUCGUCUUUGCGGUAUAAACUACGGAAGAAGCCAAAAAUAGAUGAAGGCAAGCAUGAGUUGGAAGGGGUAAAAGCUUACAAAUAUACAGAUUUGCGGUUGGCAACACAUAACUUCAAGGAAGAAUAUAAAAUAGGAAAAGGAGGAUACGGUGAAGUAUUCAAGGCUGUUCUAGACAAUAAGAAUGUAGUGGCAGUGAAGAAGCUCCAUGAUGGGUAUGGUAAAUCAAAAUUGGAAUUCAACAAUGAAGUUAAGCUUAUAAGCAACAUACGUCACCGAAAUCUUAUGCAAUUACUUGGAUGGUCUAGUGAUGGACCUCAAGUACUUCUUGUCCUAGAAUACAUGCCACAAGGCAGCCUUGACAGAUUCUUAUGGGGUGAAAAGAGAGGAACUCUGAAUUGGAAACAACGCUUUGACAUUAUGGUUGGAAUUGCUAGGGGUCUUGUGCAUCUACACGAAGAAUUUCAUGUUAAAAUCAUUCAUAGAGAUAUAAAGUCAAACAACAUUCUCCUUGAUGAUAAUUUUCAACCAAAAAUUGCAGAUUUCGGGUUGGCUAGGGAUCAACCCGAGGAUCAAAGUCAUGUUAGCACCCUGUUUGCUGGGACACUAGGCUAUACUGCACCAGAGUAUGCAACCCACGGACAGUUAUCAGACAAAGUUGACACAUACAGCUUUGGCAUUGUGGCCCUUGAAAUCAUCAGUGGUCGGAGGGGGACUGCUGUCAACUUAGAUCCACAUGGAAAUAAUUACCUCCUUGAACAUGCAUGGGAGCUGUAUGAGAGUGGGAUGCAUAUUGAGCUGGUUGAUAAGGCUUUAGAUCCAAAUGAGUAUGAAGAAGAGAAUAUGAUGAAUAUGAUAGAGAUUGCUUUAUUGUGCACUCAGUCACCUGCUAAUCUAAGACCAAUCAUGUCAGAAGUUGUUUUAAUGUUGUCAAGUGGGGGAUCAUUUAGACGAUUACAGAUGACCAGGCCUACUGUCAUUCAUCAUCAUAGGAGGAUUCAUGUAGAUGCUAAAGGAUUACAUCAGAUGUAAAGUUUUUUGUACAUAUAUUAAGCCACGACUGAAACAGGGUUACCAAGUUUCUAGAACAAAUAUGAUCGACUCUAAUUGACUUAUUGGAAGUCUGUAAAGAGCAAAUAUGAUUUUUAUUUUAAAGUUAACGAAUGCGGCUAAAUAUGUUAAA
This is a messenger RNA of Lactuca sativa (garden lettuce), 2165 nucleotides long. RefSeq names its product cold-responsive protein kinase 1. Gene Ontology annotation, biological process: protein phosphorylation. Gene Ontology annotation, molecular function: protein kinase activity; ATP binding. The record is from RefSeq and is a predicted model, not a curated record. NCBI's taxonomy places the organism in Eukaryota, Viridiplantae, Streptophyta, Magnoliopsida, Asterales, Asteraceae.